Molecule: messenger RNA, 1655 nt
Organism: Pyricularia grisea
Lineage: Eukaryota; Fungi; Ascomycota; Sordariomycetes; Magnaporthales; Pyriculariaceae
Exons: 2
Coding region: 460-1338 (292 amino acids)
Biological process (GO): chromatin remodeling
Cellular component (GO): Ino80 complex
Source: RefSeq, a predicted model, not a curated record
AUAAAACCAAUCUCCCCCCUUGCCAUCCCACAACAUGUUUCCCAUUUUCUUGUCCCAUCACUACCAUCACCAUCCUCACCACCAACGCCAUCAUCAUCACCACCGCAUCGCCCCCAACUGAAUUUUCCAAACCCGCCUUGACGACGCAACACAGUAUUACAGGUUUCCUGCCGCCAACUUUUGUUUGCGGAGCCUACAACUGACGCCAAAAGUCACUUGAGCGCCUGACAAGUCAUCAUCCCACCCAUUGUUGUCAUCAACACGACCUUUCAGACUUUGUCACCCGUGCGGCCUGACAAAACCGUCACAAAACUGAACCUUGCUGCCGACGUGCAACUUUUUUUUUUUUCUUUCUUUCUCGGACUGGAGUAGUGCAACCAUCAACAUCAUCGUCGACAAUCGAUCGCUCUGCCUCCCAGAUCCAACGACAUUCAAGCAUCAUUCAUUGACAAAGCCGUCAUGGCCCCAUCAAAUAAGACUGCGGCCUCGGCGGCUGGAAAAGAACGACGCAAAUCUGACAAGGUCUCAGAGCCGACCAGGCCUGGAUUGGUUACAUUAACCGUCCCUGCAGAAAGGCUCCGUGCCAUCCUCGAGCCAACACCAUCAGCACCCCCGUCAGUCAAGGAAGAGACACCAGCCAAAGACUCCCCGGCCCCGUCAACCACAGAUGCUGUCGCGCCAACAGAAAUCGCGCCUGGCUCUGCACCAGAUACCCCCAAUGCAAACGGCUCCUCCACACCAGUACCAACUUCAGUCAUGGGCCCACCAACCGAAGCUCCUAAGAAGAAGGGCAAGAGGGCCAAUGGCAAUGGUGUCGACGUCCCUGUCAAGAUUAGGGGCAAGCCGGGACCCAAGAAGAAGGCCAGACUUGACGACGGUUCGCUCGAACCCGGCCGAGCUGGUGGACUAGGACACAAACUCGGACCCAAAGCAAACCAGGGUGCCAUAAACGCCGGGCUGCGCGCUCUUGAUCGCUCUGGCAAGCCAUGUCGGAAGUGGAGCAAAGGUGGUUUUCAGCUCAAGAGUUUUACCGGUGUUACAUGGGCUCUGCCUCGUUGGACUGCACCACCCAGACCCAAACCUGAAGAGGCUACCUCGAACCCUGAACCACAAACGGACUCCGCCCCAGCCUCUACCGGCGGCAAUGGCAGCAACAAGGAGAAUGGUGCUGAACCUACACCCGACUCUGCAACUAAUGGCACAACCGCCCUUAAGGAAGAGAACGGAGUAUCAAACAGCGACAAGGCCAACAGCAACAGCGGAGGUGACGUCGAGAUGCAAAACGCACCUAGUCUUGAGGAUAAUUCUCCAGCUCCUCAACCCAUCGCCGCCAAUUAAUUAUGUCUUUGGAGGACACUAUUUGCUUCAAACCUUGGCACACAUACCUUUAGAUGUAACAUCAUCAGCUCUUGUGGGCUUUAUCUCUUUUGCUUUAAUGUUCACGCACACUGGAUAGACGCCAUGGUCGGCGUUCAGAAAAGUAACGGUUCAGCGUUACUAGAUAUGGAGUUUUGAGGCGUUUGGAACUGAUUUCGUCUUGCCUUGCUCGCUGCCUACUGUAGCUGGAGACAUGUAUAAUACCACGAAUAAAAGAAAGACAUAAGCACUUGCCGGGCUAUUUAAUGUUCUUCCUGGCUCGACUGUGUUACCCGGGC